AUGGCCUCAGUAAUUUUGGACGACUCAUCUAGCGCGUUCACUUAUGGCGGAGGAGCUUGGACAUCAUACCGCCAGUGGUAUCAAACCCCAACUUUGAUAGAUGGCAAGCACACCGUUCUGUUAUCCCACGUCUUGGGCACAGCUUUGGACUAUGCUGUGGUAACUGUUGGGGAGGACACGCCAUUGGGAACUAAUCGAAUUAUCGUCGAUAACGAGGACCUGUCAAUCACCUACAAAGGGUCAUGGAGCCGCAGCAUAGCAGAGUUUGAUGCUGGGUCCCUUCCAGACGGCUUCCCUUAUCAUAACAGCACUCAGCGCAGUUCAACACCGGGUGAUAUAUUCACGUUUCAAUUUUCAGGUACAUCUGCGACAAUUUACGGAAUCAUGGACUGGAACAGUACUGGCACACUUUCAGCCGCGUAUACCCUCGAUAAUGUCACUACUCCCCAGAUAUAUACCAUCUCAAAGUCAUCACCAGAAUACCUGAACAAUGACGGCCAACAAUCAAAUUUUUUGUUUUACAGCUUUGACAGCAUCCCUGCCGGGAAUCACACUCUCGUCGUGAACAUCACCGCAUGCGUAAACCAAACUUUUAUCUUCGACUAUCUCACAUAUACCCCAUCGUUCUCAUCGCUUGGUACCAUGCCGAAUCUUACAACACAAACUUCUUCCGCGUCUUCCACCACUUCAUCACCAUCAACACCUUUGCCAAUCGGGGGCAUUGUAGGCGGCGUUCUCGGCGGUUUGGCCUUGCUCUUUGCCAUUGCUGCCAUCAUCCUCUUAAUGCGAAGAAAGAGAUCGAGAAAACAAAAAAAUGAUGGCGUGCCAGCCCAUGCCAUUGCCCCCUCCGCGUACCGGACUGACCAUUUCGUCCCGCCAGCCGUAGAAAGCAUCGGACCCUCGCAGUCAUCCCCCCCAACCAGCGAAACAAUCUCGCCGUUCCUCAGUGCCAGCAUGUCUGAAUCACAAGUGGGUUUGGGGCUUCCCCCCGUCCUCAAGGGUCAAAUCUUAGCAGCUGGCUCCCCUCGAGACCACAGGAUGGAAUUCUCAUCAAAUGCGUCUUACUGUACAUCUGCGGCCCAAUCAAUAACAGACGAUACGUCAUCACGCCGCCACACACCCUGGCCGACUGUGACCGACGCCACCAAUCGAGGCGCUAUCGCGAUGCCAGUGAUGGAACAUCGGCCACGCUCAAUCCUUCAUGGAGGCUCAGCGCUCAACGACAAAACGUUCCGACGUGUGAUCACACAGAAUGGUUACUGA
This is a messenger RNA of Laccaria bicolor S238N-H82, 1263 nucleotides long. RefSeq lists its product as uncharacterized. The transcript is spliced from 8 exons. The record is from RefSeq and is a predicted model, not a curated record. Lineage: Eukaryota; Fungi; Basidiomycota; Agaricomycetes; Agaricales; Hydnangiaceae. Bases 1 to 1263 code for a protein of 420 amino acids.